This is a messenger RNA of Hibiscus syriacus, 402 nucleotides long. RefSeq lists its product as uncharacterized. The coding region runs from base 46 to 360 and encodes 104 amino acids. The transcript has a single exon. NCBI's taxonomy places the organism in Eukaryota, Viridiplantae, Streptophyta, Magnoliopsida, Malvales, Malvaceae. The record is from RefSeq and is a predicted model, not a curated record.
UCUCUUUGCUUCUCCUUCCUCUCAACUAUAACUUUAACCAAUAGCAUGAAGAAACCUUGGGAGCUAGUUCAUGCAGCCUCGUGGUACUGUACCGUAGCGUUGUUGGCUUUAAUAUUGAUUGGCUCAGUGGGGGCAAACUGUGUAUCAGAUGAAGCUGCAGAUGUGAAAGGGAGGAAGCUCCUGAGCCAACGACCCUGUGCUGAAAUCUAUGUGGUAGGAGAAGGUGAGACUCUUCACACAAUCAGCGACAAGUGCGACGACCCUUUCAUCGUCGAGCGCAACCCUCACAUCAAUGAUCCUGAUGAUGUUUUCCCCGGCCUUGUUAUUCACAUCAUUUCUUCACCUGCUACAAAACUAUAGAGGUAGCCAAACUAAUUGGCUUGUAUCGUAUAUGUGGGUAGU